Molecule: messenger RNA, 1401 nt
Organism: Rosa rugosa (rugosa rose)
Lineage: Eukaryota; Viridiplantae; Streptophyta; Magnoliopsida; Rosales; Rosaceae
Product: putative ubiquitin-conjugating enzyme E2 38
Exons: 1
Coding region: 163-1200 (345 amino acids)
Molecular function (GO): ubiquitin conjugating enzyme activity
Source: RefSeq, a predicted model, not a curated record
CUGUAUAUAAAUACUUCAAUUAAUGUUGAGUCAACAAAGGAGCUCUAAACCCAAAGGCCCCCUUCUGCAUCAAAAGGACCGAACACGUACAUUCCCCAUCCUCCUAAUUCCCAAGUGGUACCCCAAUCCAAUUUGUCUCCUUCCGCCGCCAGUCCAAUCACCAUGACCCAAAACUCCGACGCCACUCCCUUCACUCGAUUCGACGUCGUUUCGGACCACUCAGACCACUACUACAGUGCCUACGGCAAGAAGCAAAAGUACGGCGGAUCCGUCCACAAGUUGAUCAUGAAGGAGUGGCGGAUUCUGGAGAACAAUCUCCCCGACUCUAUCUACGUCCGCGUGUACGAGACGCGCAUUGAUCUUCUCAGAGCCGUCAUCGUCGGCGCCGCCGGGACUCCCUACCACGACGCGCUCUUCUUCUUCGAUAUCAACUUCCCGUCGGACUACCCGACCAGGCCGCCCAAUGUGCAUUACCGCUCAUACGGGUUGCGGGUCAACCCGAAUCUUUACGCGAGCGGGUUCGUCUGCCUGAGCCUGCUGAACACCUGGACCGGAAAGAAGAGGGAGAAGUGGGACCCGGCCCAGUCCACGGUCCUCCAGGUUCUGGUCUCGAUCCAGGCGCUCGUUUUGAACGAGAAGCCGUAUUUCAACGAACCGGGCACCGGGUCGCCGGGCGGGUCGGCCGGGGAGAAGAGGUCGCGGGCGUACAAUGAGGACGCGUUUGUCUUGACGUGCAAAACGACGCUGUUUUCGCUCCGGAACCCGCCCAAGAAUUUCGAGGCGUUCACGGCGGAGCAUUAUCGCGAGAGGGGGAGUCGAAUUGCAAGAGCGUGCGGCGCGUACGUGAACGGGCGCGUGGGAGUUGGGUACUACAGAGAUGGGGUGGAGUUUGAGCCGUGCUCGUCUUCUAAGUCUAAAGUAGUUUCGAAAAAAUUUGUAGGGUUAAUGCAGGAGUUGUACCCGCAACUCGUCCAGGCUUUCAAGAAGAAUGGGACUCUUUUGGGGGAUUUAGUGGAGCAGUUGGAGGUGAAGAAGAAAACGACGCCGGUUAAUAAGGUUCGAGUUGACAAGAAAGCUAAGGUUGGUAUUGCUAACAAGGUUAUUGGGAAAUUGCGCAAGUUAUUUUGUUUGAACAAGAAGAAGAGUCAGAAGAUGGAGGAGAGUGAUAAGGAGGAUGUCAAUGCUGGAGUGGCUCCUUGAUUUACUUUCUUGGGUCACUUUUGGGUGGGUAAAUAAUUUAAUUUCUGUUCUCCAAGUAAAACCAUUACUCAAACAGUAAAAGAUGCAGUCUUUAGGUUAACUUUGGUAGGUUCUAAUCGAGAAUGUAAAGCAACAUGAUCUCAAUCUGUUACCGUUUCUAUUUACUGAGAUAUCUAGUUUAAAUGUUAUUGCUGGCACCAA